Messenger RNA from Drosophila willistoni, 586 nucleotides. RefSeq lists its product as uncharacterized. The record is from RefSeq and is a predicted model, not a curated record. The transcript has 2 exons. The coding region runs from base 60 to 305 and encodes 81 amino acids. NCBI's taxonomy places the organism in Eukaryota, Metazoa, Arthropoda, Insecta, Diptera, Drosophilidae.
UACAUUUUUUUUUUCUCGCGCUUUUGAAAAACAUUAUAAAUUUGUUUCUCUCUUCGAUCAUGUCAUCGCAAAUGGAUCAGAAUUGCAAGAAGAGCGAGGAUGCAAAGGCCAUGGACUGCACUGAGAAUGAUUUUGCUUUGGAACUGAAGCCGGCACCCAAGCAAUUGUGCAUUCCAUUGCAUCAACGUAGACGCAUGGUAGUCUCGGAUACCAGUAUGGGACAUCGCCCAAUGGAAUUCGAAAUUCCGGACAAGUCGUGGUCGGUGCUAUAUUUUGGCGCCGAUAGGAAUAAACACCUGAAGUAGACGGUAUCAGCCUAAUCAUCAGACAGCAACAUCAACCCGGACAUGGACAUUAUCGCAAUCUCUGUUUUGACCCUCCACAUGACAAGGAAGAAUAUAUUUUGUCUACCAGCUCGAAACCAUCACUCUCCUCCCCACUCCCAGCCCUGGACAAGACACAAGCCACCACCCAAUCACACAGUCUCUUCACCACGCCAACUAGCCAAAUGAUAUGUUAUUUGAAUGCCAAAAAGAUUUAAAUUCUAGUGUGCGCCAAUGCAUAAGUUAACUAUUCCAUUCUUCAA